Molecule: messenger RNA, 2205 nt
Organism: Colletotrichum scovillei
Lineage: Eukaryota; Fungi; Ascomycota; Sordariomycetes; Glomerellales; Glomerellaceae
Exons: 2
Coding region: 1-2205 (734 amino acids)
Source: RefSeq, a predicted model, not a curated record
AUGGAAGCAUCAGACGUUCGUCUCAUUGAGACUGAGCCUUGUCAUGAUUACGAUUUGGAAGCUACUUCGCCACCCGUUUGCACUGUGGAAAGGGGCAUCAAUUUCAACGGGUUAGGCGACGCGGGCCAUGAGCCAUUCUUUCUUUGCGAGCAGGAGCCAUGUCAGACACUUGAAGCUUUUUCUCGACGAGACCCUGAUAAUCAAAGGUCCGAUGGCUAUUGGAACGAGUAUAUCUGGGAAAAUGCCCGUGAGCUUUACCGGAGUCUUUGGCCCAGUGAAUGCAUCCACUGCCCUUGGGGUAACGAGACCGAUGAUUCUAACGAAGACGAAUUUGAACGAGAAUGGAGAAAGAAACACCUGACACUCCCACCUAAAAAAGCUUCCAAAAAGAAAAGCCAGAGCCGAGCCAUUAGACAAAGCCGGCUGAAGUUAAGGACCGGGAUGCGUAGCAUUCGUGCUAGUCCGAUGUCUGGAGUUUCCAUGGUUCGAUUUGAUGCCAUUCGGGAUAAAAUUUCUCAUUGCGCAACAAGCUAUGAGCACCAGAAAUGCUGCCCAGACUCGCUACGGUGGCGCAAUUUCCCCGGAAUCCGUUUUCGGCUCAUUGAUGUCCGUCGAAAAUGCGUCGUGGAUGCUCCGGAUGACUUGCCUUUUGCAGUUCUGUCAUACGUUUGGGGCAGUGUGGAUCAGGUCAAGCUCACGUCUGAGAAUGUUCGUGAGCUGUCCCGACCGCAGGGGUUGGAUUCGGUUUGGAGUCAUAUCCCAACGACAGUCCGAGACGCUAUGAUGGUAUGUGAGCGUCUUGGGGAAGCCUAUCUAUGGGUAGAUGCGCUCUGCAUUUUGCAAGACUCUGCUCGCGAUAGGAAGGUUCAGAUUCUGCGAAUGCGGUCCAUCUAUUCUGCGGCUAAGUUCACGAUUGUGGCAGUAUCUGCAAGGCACGCUGACGAGGGAUUCCAAGUGCAGCGAAGCGCGGCGGUUUCGCCAGAGUGCAACUCUAUCGACGAUCUUGAUACGUUCUUGGCAGAGUCAUCCUGGGGUAGUCGAGGCUGGUGUUACCAAGAACAAGUAUUAUCUCAUCGAGCAGUUUUUUUCACUUCCAAGGGAAUUUUCUUUCAGUGCCAGAAGGCCACAUAUCACUUGGACGGUACAGUACUACCGAAGACAAGUUACACGUCGUCAACACUCAGCGGCAACCAGUUCCACGGACUAGGCAGUCUCUUACAUAUUCCGCAGGGCAAAAGCCUGGAAUGCUUUCUUGCUGCCGUAGAAGCCUACUCAAAGCGAAGCUUCACUUAUGCAAAAGACAAGAUCUCGGCAUUUCAGGGCGUCUUCCAUAGGCAAGAGGGCGUGAUGGACGGGAAGCGGUCGAUGUUCCACUUCGGCCUGCCAACCUGUGCUUUCGACCAGACUUUCUGCUGGCGGACAGCCGAACAUAACCCCCACCUACGAAAUCCGAAUUUCCCUAGUUGGUCCUGGCUUGGCUGGGAUGAUGCAGUCUCCUUCGAUAGGGACCUCAUUCGCAUAGCUCGCACAAGUCAGAUUCUUGGAGGCGAUCGGCCACGAGACUUGAGGAACCGAUCAACGACGCAUCCGAUUUACCAGCUUCGGCAGCCAGUGCCGUGGCCGUCGGAGUUCUCCGCAAGCGAUGGCUUUGGAUUCCCCACCAACAUACUAGGUACCGGAAUGUUUAUAGAUCAUGGUUGGCCUUCCAUGUCAAUCACCACGAGCUCAGCCUAUCUUCGUAUUUCGGCACGCCCGCAACAAACCCGAAAUCGCAACGGUCUAUACGCCGUAUUUCCAACCAUUUGCAGCCAAAGUAACGCAACUCAAAGGGCCAACUUGUCAGGGCACCACGAAGUGGCCAGUUUUGACACCACCACACAUCAAGCAGGUCAGCAAUACGUGUCAUACGACAUCCGUGACCAUGACAGACAUAGAGAAUGUGAAGCAGAAACACCACUGGGUCACAUAUGGUUGGAUCUCAACUGGCGUGACAGUCAACCUGAUCUUCGCGUUAUGAAGUUUAUUGCUCUUGGUGGCCACUUGGAAUUUGAAGGGUCCGGCAACUGGCAAAUCACCAUGUUAAUGUGUCUUUUGGAAGCGGGUCCAGAAUCUCAUUAUGAAAGAUUUCAAAUUAUGGAUUGCUCGAUUCAACAGAGUUACUGGCUCAAGAUCAGCGGAUCUUGGAACAUGUUGGAUAUCCAAUAG